CAAACUGGAGAGGAGAGGAUACGAGCAGCAGCAGGCACUUUGAUGGCUCUGCGCUCCCUCGGGGAAAUUUUAUAGUAUUUAUAUAAAUUUUUAUAAAAUUAUUUACUAUCACGUUUCCUAAAAACUUUUAAUAUUUUGAUACUCCGGUUUUAAGGUUUUCUAACAACGAAACCUAGCACGGACUGGCUGUAGCUAGUUAGCUCAGAGCUGUUUUUUUUCUCCUGUCGACAAAGGCUGUUGAAGAGCCAGCGUAGAUUCUGAACGGCGUUACAAUUUGACGUUUCCUAAGUGUAAUUUAAUGUAGUCAUUCAUCGAUGCACUGUCCUCCCCGUGUUUAAAAGCGACGAUUCGUUGCUGCCAUUUGCAACGGUAACGUCAAACGCUGAAUAAAGCGUAGGUAGCGUUGACGGAAGCCAAAGCUCAAAGAGAAUGACGGCUGUCCAGCUGAUAAACAUCCAAAUGUUAUUGGAAGCUGCGGAAUAUCUAGAGAGGAGAGAAAGAGAGUGUGAACACGGUUAUGCCUCGACAUUUCCAUCAAAUCAGAACACAAACUUCCAGAGGCAACGAAAAUUCCGAAAUAAGAAGUUCAGCAGUAACCAUAAUAGGUCAACACAUAAUGAGCUGGAGAAGAAUAGACGAGCUCACCUGCGGCUGUGUCUAGAGCGGUUGAAGGCCCUCAUACCUCUUGGACCCGACUGCAACCGCCACACCACACUGGGCCUGCUCAACAAAGCCAAAGCACAUAUAAAGAAACUUGAAGAGGCGGACAGGAAGAGCCAGUACCAGCUGGAGUCUCUGGAGCGUGAACAAAGGCACCUCCAGCGCCAACUGGAGCUACUGAGAGGAGGCAGCGGUACCGGAGCCCAAAGCAGCCCCGGAGAGGGCGAGAGGAUACGCAUGGACAGCGUGGGCUCCACCCUCUGCUCUGACCGCUCUGAUUCUGACCAAGAGGAGAUUGAGGUGGAUGUGGAAAGCACGGAGUUCUCCCAUGGAGAGCUGGACAGUGUGAGCACAGCCAGCACCAGCGACCUGGACGACCACAGCAGCCUGCAGAGCAUGGCCAGCGACGAGGGCUACUCCUCCUGCAGUGUCAAACUUGCCUUCUCGUCCUAGAGCCCCACACCACCUCCCUGCCAAACCCACCUGCCCUCCCAUCUGUUUUUCCAUCCAGCCUUGCCUGCAUCCAUACACUCAGUCGCCUCAGGGGACGGCCAUGCCUCCAGCUAACAGUGCACUGGUCGCUCCUGCCUCUCAGCAGCGCCCCCUCUCACUCCUAGCUUUUAGUUGGAACAUCCCCCUCUUGUGCUGCUGACCCCACCUUUGGAGAAGCUCCUCUCAGAGCUCCCACUCAGCUUUUAGUAGAAGUUUGAGCUGCCCUGACCAACGCUGACACCAGUGACCAAACACAGAGCCAGCUCUAAUGAUGUCGAUGUGAGACUGCCACUUAAUCUUCUUUUAAAGGGAGAUAUGACAAGUGUUGAUUUUUAAACCCACGCUACUGAAAUGAAUGAUUUUUCUUUUAUUUCCUUGAAAAUUUGAUUUGAUCCAAAAUGCACUUAAAUUCAUAUAAUUGUAAAAUAAUCUGAAAUUUCUGUUCAGGUCUUUCUUCUGUUUGUGUGAGUCUGGAAGUGGUCCUGUGCAUCCCCUCUUAACGUGCUAGUUUUGGGUCUGGGUAGACAGGAGCACAUAUAAUCUGGACUGGAACGAACACUGUGGGUGAAUUUACCAUAUCAACACAGCGUGGCCCGAAUAAACAUCCCCUCUGCCCUGAAUGAAAUCCUUAUCUAAUUGUUUUAUUUAGUUGUUUUUGUUUUUUUUUUUUCAUUACCCGUGCUUGACACCGCAGAAGCUUGGACACUCAAAUUGGUGCUAUUGUGAAACAAACCAAUGGGGAAGCAGAUCUAAUCCACCACCAAGCUUUCAGAGCAAACAAAGCGUGUCUGCUGUGAUUGUUUCCAACCUGGUACGGAGGAAAACGACCACAAAAAUGGAGGAAAAAGGAAGCAUUCCUGUCGAAUGUGGGUGCUCAGUGCAUUUUCAAUGAGUGGAAAUAGUAAUGUGUGUGUGUUUUGUUUUGGUUUCUUUCCCCUCUACAAGCAGCUACAAAAAGCUAUCCUGCACUUGCCUACUUUAGAGCUGUCUAUAGAAACGGCACAAACCGAGAAAUUACAAAAAAAAAAACAAAAAAAAACUUACAAAAAAAAAACAACAGCAAUGCUGAAAAUGUCCAAACUUUGGGAUAGAUGUCCAUCCUCUUUCCAGCAGUAACAAGCAAUAUCUCAUCAUCGUCUUUUUUUGUCAUGUCAGUUGGAACUCCUUCUGUAAGUUUUUUGUCUUCUCCCUAAAGACACAUUUGUGACCGUCCAAAAAAAGGCAAAUUCAAGUUUGCUUGUUUUUGUACAUACAAAUAGCAUAAUAAAUAAAUUAAAAGAAAAGGAGGUUUAAAAAAGGUAGAGCUCAUGGAUAGAUCUAUUGCCUCUGUUGCUGUUUGACCUGUGUUUAUUGUGCAUUUUAAAUUACAUUUUUGGAAAGAUUUUAUCUUCUUCAGAGUGGCAUGGACACUAUCACUUUAUUCAGUUUCCUAAUUGAAACAUUGAAAAGUUAUGAAUGGUGUUGCUGCCCUGAAAAGGAAAGAAAAGUUACUUAAAGACAACAAAACCAACAGUAACUUUCCAUCCAUUUACAAGAAAGUGACCCAGUAGGACUUCUGUUGGAGGAUGCUGAGAUUGUGUGGCACUCUUAUUUAUAAGACAUUUAUUUUUUCUUGUUUAUAAUGUUCAUGAAUGGGGAGGAAAAGCUAUAUGUGGCAUUCCAGUAGUGGUCAGAUGAUCUGUGGGUGGAACGUUUGAAGUGUGGGGAGAAGAAACGGGUUGUACAAUGUUGAACGGCUGUGCCGACGAUACUCACCACCCCAGUUCCACUGGCAUUAAGAAUUGCACUUCAACCACAGUUUUCUCUAUUUUUUUUUUCCCGCUGUCAUUUUCAGCUCUCAUGAAUCCUUUUGUGUAUGAAAGGAAAACAAACACCAUUCUUUUAAAUAUUUAUUUGUCGAUCCCUCAAAAUACACAGGCAAUGGGGAAAAGAGUUAACUUAUUUUGGUUCUGUCUUAUUUUACUCCUUUUUGAUGCGUAUUCCUCAUUCCUUAUUUUAAGAAAUGUAUAUUUUAUGGGUUAUUGUUAUUUUUCUGUGGGGAGGGUGGGAAGUGGAUAUGAAAAUGUAGCCAUUUUGUUUUCAUUUUUUCUGAUGUUUUAUUCAAUGGACACUUGAAAUGUAAUUGGCCCCUAAGCUGCUCCUAGUGCUGAGCCUCGCCUGUUUAGAGUCACCAGCCUUGUCCAGAGCUGACCCCCCACUCCCACGAUGCCCAGAUGAUGAUGAUGAUGAUACAGAUGUGAAAGAAGUGAUUCGACUGAGAUGCUAAUUGACACAAGGCAAGGUGCUCUCUCUUCAGUCGUUUCAAACAUUUCAGCCUCAGACCCUGAGCUGAGGUGAGCUGAGGUCAGGAGUGGGGGGUUACGUCCACACAGGGCUAAUCAAUAGCCAAGACUUUACUGGCAAAUAUUGAGCCAGCUACUACACAAUAACAGGGGUCUAAAAACUCCACUUUCCUCUAUUAGGAGGAUUGUAGUCUCUACUAGACUUGUUUCAGUUGACAAAAUGUGUCUUACCUUAUGUAAAGGCCUCUGACUGAGGAUUUAAAGAAACAACAAAAGAACAAAUUCUCUCUGAAGGACAUCUUUUAGGUGUAGAGUUUGAAAUUAAAGCUCUUUUCAGAGCUCUGUUGAGGUUACAAGACAUGGCAGUGAAUCAGAAAGUCACCGCUUUGGUGCUCAAUUAUAAAACCUGAAAUGCCAAAACAACCUCAGAACACCUCAGUGUCCUCUCAUUGUCUUUCUGUUUUUCUCUCUCUCUUUCUCUUUGAGGGACAGUUUACAUUUAUUCUGCCCCCUUUAUUAAGUUAUUAACCCUCAUCUUCUUGUUUUUAUUUUUCUUCUUUAUCUGGGUAACCUGCUCUGCUGACAGGAUAAAAGGUCCCACUAUGACAACAAAUGAAUUCCACUUGUAACCAUGUCCAGACCUGAGUCAGACCCUCAUGGUGUUGUUAACCUGCUCACAGUACAAAUGUGUUCUACAGCACUGGGACAUUUCAAAGGCUAUGAGCCAUCAGUUGGUCCAAAAAUGACUGUCUUCAUUCUGCAAAAUGUCUCUGCCACUGUAAUAUCUCCUGUGGAAAAUGACACUGGUUUCAUUUUCCACAGCAGGAUAAAACAAAUGAUAAGGAGUGCUUGUACCAUUACCAAGUCUCUGACAUGUGAGUGUACGAUGUGCGUGUCAGUAUGUGUGUACUCCAUGUUCUUACUAAGGCUGUGCUGUAGAGAAGCAUGACUAGUCUGCACAGAUCCCUGUCGGGCUGUUAACUACCCAUUUACUCAGCAAAUAUCUGACUACCGAGGAGAAUUUGUUGGUGAAACACAUUUGUAUCCAACUGUGAAAAAAAGCUCCUACCAGUACAUUUUUUCCAUUUUGCACAUUUGGUAACUGGUGUGUUAAAUGUGCCAUCUGAUCGCAGGUCAGCUGAGAGGUCUGAUGAAGGGUUUCUGGCUAUGCUGCAAAUUUGACAAACAUUAGCAUAUCUCCAUAAGCCGGUUAUCACAAAGCUAUAUUUUUACCUCUGUUUAUGGGUAGGUUUAGACAUGAGUGCUUGAUUAAGGUUAAAGUUUAGGGUUAACUCUCCAGGAGCAAACCAACCAGUGUGUCUGCAUUGUGUUUGGUAAACCACACUGGCUUCUGGAGAACCAGACCUGGGCAAACGAAACGGGUCAAGCUAGACUAAGCAAAUACACAGUCCUAUGGUAUAGGGAGUCCUCCUGUUGUUUUAAACCUGUGGCCAUCCUUUGUAAAACAUGCACUCUGAUGAUGAUUCUAGCUGUGUAAGUUGAAGAUGCAAUACUUACAAUAAAAACACCAAGAUUUUCAAAACCUGAA
Molecule: messenger RNA, 4983 nt
Organism: Sphaeramia orbicularis (orbiculate cardinalfish)
Lineage: Eukaryota; Metazoa; Chordata; Actinopteri; Kurtiformes; Apogonidae
Gene: mxi1
Product: max interactor 1, dimerization protein
Exons: 6
Coding region: 430-1113 (227 amino acids)
Biological process (GO): regulation of transcription by RNA polymerase II
Molecular function (GO): DNA-binding transcription factor activity, RNA polymerase II-specific; RNA polymerase II cis-regulatory region sequence-specific DNA binding; protein dimerization activity
Source: RefSeq, a predicted model, not a curated record